Molecule: messenger RNA, 465 nt
Organism: Penicillium verrucosum
Lineage: Eukaryota; Fungi; Ascomycota; Eurotiomycetes; Eurotiales; Aspergillaceae
Exons: 1
Coding region: 1-465 (154 amino acids)
Source: RefSeq, a predicted model, not a curated record
AUGUCGUCUACCGCCACUUCAUCUACCUUUUCAAAGGCCAGUGCUCACGCACUGAGCUUCUUUUCGACAUCAGGGGCGUCAUCUCCAUUCAGCGGUCCAACGUUUGUGGACAGCCAAGGAUUCCUAAGGUCAUCCCACCGUGUUGGAGGGCCGACUCUAUGCUCCCUUCCUGCUAGUGUCACGACGUCUCUGCCAUUAAGGAUUCGACAAACCUGGCAAAAGGGUAAAGACCGUGCAAAAGAUAUUCUAGAGCAACUCUCACUUGAAUUUAUCUCUAUUGAGCUGGUCGGGCGCUUGUCAAAGGUUGACCCAGAGCCUGAGCCAAUCCUUACUAUCCUUGUUGUGAUGCCAGAUCGACCUAAUCCGGAUAUAUGGUAUGAGGCUGCACGUCGAAUCCAGUCAGAGCUCGAGGGAGAUCUCUCGGGAAUUUCUGUUGAGCUAAUUGAAGAAAAGCUCUAUACUUGA